CAAAACAACGAAGAAGAAGACAGAGCUCUAAAUAUUUUGCUGUUUUGGCUUCUCGCGUCUUUAUCUAAACGAGCUUUUUUCCUUUCUUUCACUUAUUUUAACAAAACACAUGACUGAACUGACAUAUGGGACGAUUUUUCAUAAAGAAUUGCUCGUUGCUCUUUUGAGUAUGUUCUAAUAGCUGAAUCACCGCUUGAUUUUAUGAAGAUAACGUUACUUGUUUUGCUGAAAUAAUAACGUCACGUUUCUCCAAAGAUGGAGUCCCGAAAUAAGUUUGUAGCGGCCGCAGGACGGGCGAUAAUGGACCUCAUGCAGUCUGAAUGGGAGCCACUGUCUUACUGGGAGCUUGAUCAACGUCUGGACCGGGCAGUUGAGGAAAUGUUAGAGGCUGACAUUAUGGCACAAGGGCAUUCCUCUUCUGUUUUUAUUCAAGUUUCUCCAACAGAGGGUUCAGUUCCCGCUCAGCUGACACCCGAGUCAGGGCCACCUGUGUACGAAUCUGUCUCUGCGCACCGCGCACAGCUUCCUGACCCAACCGACGGACACCCUGCAGUUAAAUAUGUGACCAAUCUUCUGCAAAGCUCCAGCACAAACCAAAACAAGAACCGGUUGUCUGGAAGAGCUCGGUUGUCCUUGUCACACACUGUCCUUCUAUCCCUCACCCUCCUUUCCAAACGCAUCAGCUAUCGCAAUGUGUCCUCCAGUUUCCAUCUGGAGAAAGGAAACAUACAUAGGAUUUUCUCUUCGUUCUGUGAACGAGUGACAGCAUUACAAGAUCAGCUCAUUCAAUGGCCUACAGGACAGGGGGCAGUUCAUCUGGUUCCUUUCUCCAGCUGCCUGGCUCGCAACGAAUGCCUGGAAGAGAGAGGUCUCCCUCAAGUGCUUGGGGUAUUGGGAGACACACGCAUACCCAUCCGCAUACUCACUGCCAGGCAGGAUUGUGAAAGCGACGCUCCUGAUGCAAAGAGGCUUAAGACUGAUCCCCAUCCUGAUUCAUGGCUGAACUUGGAACUGGUCUGCAACACCGAGGGGAGGUUCAUUUACUACCACAUCAGCAAAGGCUCAGAAAGAAACAGAGGAAGUGCAUUAGUUGAACGACUCCAGCAAAACCCUGAGAUGGUGCCUCCGGGGACCUGCCUGAUAGCCAGAGUUGGAUACCCACUCACAGCGCAAAUACUAACUCCAUUUGCUACGGGUCAAAGCCCUCAAGAAAACAUUUAUAAUAGAGUGGUGGCGACCCAUCUGGGCCGAUUCGAGCAGGUGGUGGCCGACCUAAAACAGCGAUUCCUGAAACUGACAUAUUUGGAUAUGGGAAACUUUGAAAGGGCAAAAGCUGUUGUUCUGACAGCUUGUAUAUUAAACAAUGCUUUUUUGGAUAUGGGGGAUGUGACAAAGGGACUGGUAGAGAAAACCACAACAGAAGAUGUUGAAGAGGUAAAAGAUAAUGUGGAAGGGGUGAAAAUGAGGGACACUAUCGUAAAUCUACUUUACAGCGGGUUGGAAACGGGGACUUCUUAAGCAGAACAAAAGCAUUUUGUGACCAAUGUUAACAUUUUCUAAAAUACCAAAUAUUUUGUGGUAUGAAAAAAAUAAAAACAUUUUGCAUGAA
Messenger RNA from Triplophysa dalaica, 1609 nucleotides. RefSeq lists its product as uncharacterized. The coding region runs from base 256 to 1518 and encodes 420 amino acids. The record is from RefSeq and is a predicted model, not a curated record. The transcript has 3 exons. NCBI's taxonomy places the organism in Eukaryota, Metazoa, Chordata, Actinopteri, Cypriniformes, Nemacheilidae.